UUAUCUCUGUUGUGCCUUGGUUUGGUGUUUCAACAAAAUUUUUCUUCAUGAUUCUCAAAAUUUUGUUUCUACUUGGUCAAUUUUUAUGCUUAAUUUCUACUACCCUUUUUUGCUUCUCUCUAUUUUGCUUUGUAAUCUUCUUGGGGCGGCUGUUCUUUACUUUACUUUUUGUGGGGUUCCUCAAAAUCUGUUUCUGGUGUUUGAUGCAGUCUUCUUCUUCUUCUUCUACAGAGUUGGUGUUGAGUUUUUGGGAGUACCCAAUAAGCCAUAAAUUGUGGAGUUUUAAGGUUAACUUAGUGAAUAUAAUGCACUUGAAUUUUCAAAGGUAGUGUACCUUCAAAUAAGCUGCUCAAUCUUAACCAUGACUACUACUACUGCAAGUCGGAACAGAAAGGAGAACUUGCUUCACGAGGUUGUAAGCUCGGAAAAACAGUUGACAGCAUCAAUCCUUUCCAAAGGGAUAUUGCAUUCAGAUGUCAAAGAUUUAUACUACAAGGUUUGUUCAAUUUAUGAGAGAAUUUUCAUGAGUGAACAUGAACAAUUAGAGCUUCAAGAUGUUGAAUAUUCUUUAUGGAAGCUUCAUUACAAGCUUAUCGAUGAGUUUCGGAAAAGGAUAAAGAGAAGCUCUGCAAAUGGGGACAGCCCAAAGUUGGGAACGGCACAAAGUCCUAACAAUGUGCAGAGAAGUGGUAGCAAUCACAUUGCAGAUUUUAGGUUGUUUCUACUGGAAGCAACAAAAUUCUACCAAAAGCUGAUAUUGAAAAUUAGAGAAUAUUAUGGGGUUCCAAAAGAAGGCUUGUUAUAUAAGGCACUUGGUGUCUCUAAAGGGAUUGAUGCAAAGAAGAAGAAGAAAUGUCAAUUCUUGUGUCACCGUCUUUUAGUUUGCCUUGGAGAUCUUGCUAGAUACAUGGAACAGCAUGAAAAACCAGAUUUACCUUCCCAUAAGUGGUUAGCUGCCGCUACUCAUUACUUAGAAGCAACGAUGGUUUUGCCUGAUAGUGGAAACCCCCAUAAUCAGUUGGCUGUAUUGGCAACAUAUGUUAAUGAUCAGUUUCUUGCUAUGUACCACUGUGUGAGGAGUUCUGCAGUCAAAGAACCUUUUCCUGAUGCUUGGGAUAACCUCGUAUUAUUAUUUGAAAGAAAUAGGUCAUCUCUUCUGCCUUCCCUCUCUAGGGAUGGCCAGUUCAAUUUCCUAAGACCGUCGGAGAAGUGCUUUCUCAAAAGCAAAUCGCAAAUCAAAGAUGAUAACAAGUGUCUAGAGACAGACUUGUUUUCUCUGCUCAUCAGAACGUUAGGCUUCUUUUUCAUAAAAUCCAGUUUGGAGGAAUUCACAAGCACAUUUACAUCUAUGAUGAGAUGGCUGGAUGAACUCUUGUCUCUGGAUGAUUCUGAGUUAAAUGCUUCAUUAGAGUCCUAUAAGCUUUUGGAUUCAGUGAGAACAGGCCCUUUCCGAGCCAUCCAAAUUGCAUUGGUAUUCAUCUUCAUGGUACAGAAUCGUUUUAGUAAAGUUGAUCUGAAUGAUAAGCAGCAACUUGAGCUGAACCACUUGGCAUUAGUUGCUACCUUUAUUGUCAUGGGACGCCUAGUCGAGAGAUGUCUGGAGGCAAACAAGUUGGAUUCCUUCCCUCUUUUACCUGCUGUGCUCGUCUUCGUGGAGUGGUUACCGAACGUUCUUGCUGAAGUGGUAAGAAAUGGUUAUGAUGAGAAAAGCAGAAGUGCUAUGACUUACUUUUUUGGUGUUUAUGUUGGCCUUCUAGAGAGACUGAAUGUUAAUAAAGUUGAGGCACAGUGUUCUCUUGCUAUCCCUCUGUGGGAAGACUAUGGGUUAAGAGGCUUCACACCUUUAGCUUUUGCACAUGAACCAUUGGAUUUCUCAUCUCACUGGGAACACAUGGAUAACUUUGUAUUGGGAGCGAAACACCGUGCUUACCGCAUAUUUGUUGCUGCUACCAAAAUUUCCAAUAUAGCUAAUGAUUCUCCAAAGUGGAUUAUUCAUGAUAUGACACGCGAGGUCUUUUACACAGUAGAACAAAACGAACUUCAAGACAAGAAAGCAUUGGAAAGUGCAAAGUGCAACAUUGUUAGUCCAGAUCUGGAAGAGCCAACUCAGGAUGUCUGUAAAGAUAAAGAAGAAUGUGAGGAAGAUGCGCCAGAUGAAGCUUGGUAUCAGAAUGAUUUGAAUAAGAAAUCUGUCCUUGUUGAAGAUGAAGAAGUCAUUCUUUUCAAUCCCCUUAUGAGGUAUAAUUCUGCACCAAUUUCUAUUGUAGGGAGCGACGAUGUUUCACCGAAAAGUAUAGAGGCUCAGUCCACAUCUUCUGAUGAAUGCUUGAGGCGUGCUACAUCGCUACUUAUAGAACAGACUCAGGGCCAAAGCGAUCCCUUCGCUUUUCAUUCAGAUGCUACAAAUUUCAGCAGAAACAAGCCAUUUGAGCAGCAUGAUAUUUUUGGAAAAGAUACUACAGCAGUUCAUCAAAUUUCAGAAGCCUCCGUAUCUACUGGCCCCCCUUCACUUAGUGCCUGGGUGCUCAAUAGAGGUUUUACUUUUGAUCCUGAUAGAGAGAAAGGGACAAAUGGUUUUGUUAAACCUGGUUUGCAGCCCAUUGAUGAGUUAACUCCGGCGUUUAUGAACGGUCUUAGACUCGAUGAUACCGAGAACUCCGCUUCAAGUCUCAGCUGCGAAUCUGGAAAAUCGUACCGUUUUCCUCCCCCUCCUCCCUAUUCUGCCCCAGCACCUUCAGCCCCUUAUUUACCUGAUGAUGCUGUUUGGUUUAAUGGUACCAAUGCUAACAUCUCUGAUGACAAAAUAUAUAGGGAAAGGGACCAAAAUGCUACUUUCUCAAAUGCGUUUCGAGGAAGCGCAUAUUCAAAUUGGACUGCUCUUCAUGAAACACAUCAAUAUAGUCCUAUGAUUACUGGUUUUACGAAUAUGUAUCCGUCCACAUAUCGAAUGACUUCUUCGGAAUGGCUUCGUCAAUAUAGGGAGAAUCACAACCUGGAUGGGGACAGUAAUCAAGUAUUGCCAGCUCCCUACAAUGCUACUGGAAACCUUAUGAACUUCCAGAGAAAUGAUACUUCAAGGUAUGACCAUUUGUAUCAAACAGGUAGUCAGUUGGCUUCUAAUCCAACAAUGAAUAUGGAGAGUCCAUUGCACCAUCUAGCUUUCUCUUCAACUUACAGCACAAACGAGAACCAAAAAAACAUGCUCUUCCAUGGUUGCGAAAGGCCGAACCUCUAUGGCUGUGGUGCUACUGAUUUGAGAAGCGAGCAGCCGCCGCUUCUGCUGCACCUAAAAGAUAAGGAAUGGCAGCUCCAGAAAGAUGCUGCUAAUAGAAGUGCUGCAUAUAUGGGGAAUUGAGGAUUUUCUUAGAUUUUGUUAACUGAGGAAAAGAGAAAAUACCACCUUUGUUCAAUACAUCACAUUGAACCUUGAUCAACAUUCUACGCAUCCUCGUUCCAUAAGCCCGAAACUUUCAAAUGAAAGAGUUUGCAUUUGUAUAUACGCGUAUAGAAAGUCGAAAGAAUUUCGCAGUUUGCAGAGAGGUAGGUUCUGGUCUGCAAGAGUUUCAAGUAAAUGUGUAUUAUAUAGUUAUCUCACUUCAACAUUGUAGAAGAUUGUUUUCUUAUGUCUGAUGAGAUAUUCUGUCCUUAUUUUUCUGCAUUUCAUAGAAUAUACAGCUGAGGAAUUCUCAGGUAAAA
Messenger RNA from Benincasa hispida (wax gourd), 3696 nucleotides. NCBI's taxonomy places the organism in Eukaryota, Viridiplantae, Streptophyta, Magnoliopsida, Cucurbitales, Cucurbitaceae. The record is from RefSeq and is a predicted model, not a curated record.